AUCACGGCGUCGCCUGCGUCAACAUUCACAGAGUUUGUCUUCAGAAAGCGGAAUUGAGGAGAUUACUACACACGUGUGUACUGAGGAGGAAGCACAAGAACAGUGGAAAUGAAGCACAUUAUCAGCGCAAAACUACAGCUGAAGAAGAAAGCUGAGCAUUUGAAGGCAGACCUGAUGAGGCAGUUCAACACUCAAGUCAAUGAAUUCAUGGACAGUCUGAUAGAGGAGUCUGCCAGUCUGGGUUCGUCCCAUGUGAGCAAAGUCUUUCCUCUCUCAGAAAAGGAGAAAAGCAAACUCAGGCAUACACAGCAUUCCCAAGGCCAAAGCAAGCAGUUCGUGAUCCGUCGAUCACUGUUAGAUGAUCUGUUUGAGGUGAACCACAUUCGCACCAUCUAUCACAUGUUCAUCGCCGUCCUCAUCCUCUUCAUCUUCAGCACGCUUGUCGUGGAUUUCAUCGAUGAGGGCAGAUUGGUGCUGGAGUUUGAUCUGUUGGUGUACGCGUUUGGCCAGUUCCCCCUAGUGGUUGUCACGUGGAUGUGUAUGUUCUUGUCCACACUUGUGGUUCCGUAUGUGUUGCUCAGUGUCUGGGCCAGUGUUUACCCCUCGUCAAACCAUCGGGCCUUAUGGACAGUGCUGGCUGGUUCUCUCUUGCUGCUGUACCAGGGACUGUGUUUGGGUUUCCUGCCCACAUAUGUGGUGCUGAAGAAUGGCCUUCCCUGCUUCAUACUUAUUCUAGAACAGGUGCUCGGCUGUUUAUUUUAUGCAUAUUACAUAUUUGUGCGGCUGUGUAUCCCUCAGUUCCGCAGUAUCAGUAUGCAGCUCUUUGACCUGAGGGCCAUGGUGUUGUGUGUCUUCAACUCUAUACUGCCAGGAGUGCUGGUGCUUUUCUUGGCAUUUUUUGCCUUUCUGCAUUGCUGGCUUAAUGCAUUUGCUGAAAUGCUACGCUUUGGAGACAGAAUGUUUUAUAAGGACUGGUGGAACUCCACUUCAUUUGCCAACUAUUACCGCACAUGGAAUGUUGUAGUACAUGACUGGCUUUAUUACUAUGUCUACAGGGAUUUCCUGUGGAUGACACAGAAGCGAUUCCGUGCAGCGGCCAUGUUGGUUGUUUUUACUGUGUCUGCUGUAGUGCACGAGUACGUUCUGGCCAUCUGCUUUGGCUUCUUCUAUCCCGUCAUGUUCUGCCUCUUCAUGUGCUUUGGAAUGGUGUUUAACUUCGUUCUUAACGACCGGAGAAAAGGGCCGAUCUGGAACGUGAUCAUGUGGACUGCACUGUUCUUGGGUCAGGGCGUUCUCAUUUGCCUGUAUUCUCAGGAGUGGUACGCGCAGCGCUUCUGCACUAUUCAAGAGCCUUCUUUCCUAGACUUGUUGAAGCCUCGAUCCUGGACGUGUGCUCCACAGACUAACACUGCUGUAGAUGCUCACUAAAGCCACACCACCAUCCUCCAGAUGAAUCAGACUUUUUUUUUUUUUUAGCAUUCUAUAGGUAUUGCACUCUGACCAAAUGAAGUGAACCGUGACAAGCUUACUCUAUAAUCAUGAAGACAAUGUUUUAUGAAGAGGCCUUAGAUAUUUAAUAUUUAUUAUAGCAUCCAUAAUAGAAUGUAGAAUGUCUAUAAUGUGCAUUAUGAAUAUUUCUUUCAAAUUCCUAGUUAGCAUUUGACAAUCUAUUUUAAGUUACGUCUGAUCUGGCUAAAGAGAUUCUGUUUUUAGAAGCCUCUGUGAUGUUGUUGAGAUCAGAUUAUAUAGUAAAUGUGUUUUGUUUACUGCUACUUCUUAGUGUUGGAGAUUGUGGUGUUACCCCAGUACUGGAGAGGCCAUGGAAGAUUAUACAUGUGGUACAUUUGAACCAGGUUGCCUGGACUACACAAAACUGUCGAAUGUUUACAAGCAGGGUUGCGUAUUCUAAAACCCCAGUGGAUUUAAAUUAUGUGCCAUAUUUUACUACCACUGAUAGUCUGGACUUUGGAAAUUUGGACUCCAUGUUUUUUUUUUCCCUAGAGCUAAAUUAAUUAGAUACUAAUUUAAAAACCAUGCUUUAGGACUUAUUUAUUACAAAACAGGGUAUCAGAUUUUUGGAAGUGUUAAGGUUUUGCAGCUGGCUGCACUCGUGAUCAUUAUUAUUACUAAUGGUUUCCAAGCACAAUUCCUUUGCUGGUUAUAAAUUAUUAUGAACAGUGAUAUGCAGGGGAUUUAUAAAAAAAAAAUAGUAAUAAUAAAGUCUAGGAUAUUUUGAAUGGCAUUUAUUAGUGCAAUAAAGAGUUUUGAGUGAAUAA
Molecule: messenger RNA, 2276 nt
Organism: Carassius carassius (crucian carp)
Lineage: Eukaryota; Metazoa; Chordata; Actinopteri; Cypriniformes; Cyprinidae
Product: sterol O-acyltransferase 1-like
Biological process (GO): cholesterol metabolic process; cholesterol efflux
Cellular component (GO): endoplasmic reticulum membrane
Molecular function (GO): cholesterol binding; cholesterol O-acyltransferase activity; fatty-acyl-CoA binding
Source: RefSeq, a predicted model, not a curated record